AUGGAUACUCUGAGCCAGUCUGCAAUGCACCUCGCUGCCCAACAGCCUCUUACUACCCCAUCCUUGGAUCUGAACAACAUCCAGGGUGAUAUUCUUGGUGGAUUACCAAAGAAGACAGAGACCUGCUUCUUCUUCCAGAUCACCAACGCUACUUUAUUCAAGGCUCACCUCAAGCUAUUCGUUCCCCUUGUCAAGACAACUGCACAAGUCAUCGCUGACCGCAAAGCUAUCGAUGACAACAAGAAGAAGACUCCCCAUGGCCAGAAACCCGCUCUCCUUCCUAUGGUCGGCGUCAACAUCGCCUUCUCGCGUUUCGGUAUUGACAAGCUCGGCAUCACUGAUGCUGACGAGCUCGGCGACUCUGCCUUCAAUACCGGCCAACUGAAGGACGCCCCUGUCAACCUGGGCGAUAAAGUCGGAAACGACUCUCUUCCUGACUGGGAACCUGCAUUCAAGGAGAAGAUCGAUGCAAUUAUUCUCAUCGCCGGAGACAGCCAUCUUACUGCCGACAAGAAACUACUCGAGAUUCGAGCUCUUUUCGGCGCUUCCAUCCAUGAGGUUACCCACAUCCGAGGGGACGUCAGGCCAGGUGCCGUAUCAGCACACGAGCACUUUGGCUUCCUUGAUGGUGUAUCAAACCCAUCCGUCAUUGGGUUUGAUAAAAAUCCACCUCCGGGUCCGAAACCCGUCAGGGCAGGCGCUUUGCUCGCCGGAGAGGAAGGAGAUUCGAGGACGAAGAGACCGGGCUGGGCGAAGGAUGGGAGCUUCCUCGUCUUCCGGUACCUGUUCCAGCUCGUGCCAGAGUUCGAUGAUUUCUUGAAGAAGCAUCCCAUUAUUGCUCCCGGUCUUUCUCCUGAGGAUGGUAGCGAGCUGAGGGGCGCAAGGAUGAUGGGAAGGUGGAAGAGUGGUGCACCCAUCGACGUCACGCCACUCAAAGAUGAUCCGGAAUUGGCUGCCGACCCUCAGAGGAACAACGACUUCAGUUUCCAAGGGGAGCGCGACGACCAGUCCCGAUGCCCAUUUGCUGCCCACGUUCGCAAGACCCUACCUCGAGCAGACCUCGAAGACGCCGACCCUCCGAUCUCGCUUGAGAAUAGGCGAAUCCUCCGUCGCGGAAUCCAGUUCGGACCCGAGGUAACCCAAAGCGAGAAAGAAGAAGCCAAGACGCAGCACGGAAGAGGUCUUCUCUUUAUGUGCUAUCAGAGCAGUAUUGUCGACGCUUUCCAGUUCAUUCAGCAGAGCUGGGCAAACGACAUCAACUUCCCGCCAUUUGAGGAAACGCCUGCUAUACCUGGAUUUGAUCCUAUCAUUGGUCAAGCUGGGAACGGAGGAAUCAGAACGUUGUCGGGAACCGACCCUGCUGAUCCCAAUGCUGAGCUUACUUUGACGGAGGAGUUUGUCGUUCCUCGUGGUGGGGAAUACUUCUUCACGCCUUCUAUCAAGAGCCUGAAGGAGACCUUUGCGAAAGUUUGA
Desarmillaria tabescens is the source of this 1473-nucleotide messenger RNA. RefSeq names its product peroxidase TAP. The record is from RefSeq and is a predicted model, not a curated record. The transcript is spliced from 9 exons. Gene Ontology annotation, molecular function: heme binding; peroxidase activity. Gene Ontology annotation, cellular component: cytosol. Bases 1 to 1473 code for a protein of 490 amino acids. NCBI's taxonomy places the organism in Eukaryota, Fungi, Basidiomycota, Agaricomycetes, Agaricales, Physalacriaceae.